Molecule: messenger RNA, 3011 nt
Organism: Danio aesculapii
Lineage: Eukaryota; Metazoa; Chordata; Actinopteri; Cypriniformes; Danionidae
Gene: itprid1
Product: ITPR interacting domain containing 1
Exons: 17
Coding region: 256-2880 (874 amino acids)
Molecular function (GO): signaling receptor binding
Source: RefSeq, a predicted model, not a curated record
UCCUCUUUCACUUCUGCCACACGUGAAUAUUCAUCUGGAUUAAAGCAGUGCACGGCGUUCACACACAUCGCCUUUUGUGCUUCGGCUUGUUUUCCUCGCGCUUGAUUUGCAUACGGGUUGUGUUUUUCCUCAUAUGUGGACUAAAUUAGAAGUGUGUGUUUCUGUUUUUAGCUCAGGUUGAUAUAGUGAUAACAGCGUUAAAGCGGGCGUGCUGAGGCAGGUGCCCAGUCAGUCUGGAUCUGCUCAGGAGACAUAAUGACCACAUCCACAUCUAUUAGUGAAUCUGCAGCCAGAAGAGCAACUCUACAAACCUCCAGAGACAGAUGGAAUAGAAAAGAUAAAUAUGAGAUUGCUCCGAUGAUUAAUGCUGACACAAGGAAGUGCGAUGAAGACAGCGUAGAGCGCUGGCUUAUGACUAUCUCCAAGGCUGAUACGAAACCAGAGGUUGUCCUGGAAACUUUUGCAGUGAAACCUAUAAGAAGAAACGAGAGCGGAGAAGAUGAUCUGGCACUGGGAGUGGAAGCAUCUUUAUAUGGCAAACGCUCUCUCAAGGCAGUACGAGACGUUCUGAGGUCGUCUCUAGAUCCUCCUUCUCAGUCCAGGUGGAACAGUUUUGCAUCGACUCCAUCGAUACCUUCUGACGUCAGUAUAAUGGAUGUGUUGAACAUACUGAAGGAUGAUCCUGAAGAAUUGUUGCUGGAUUUGGGAUUUGGUAUCGAGGAGCCUGAUAUUACUGGAAGAAUCCCAGCACGAUUUCUCAAUUACCAGUCCAGUGCUCGUGGCAUCAACAUUCAGCUCUUUCUGGAAGCUCAGCAGAACCGAAUGGACAUCGAAAAUGCAGAUGUCAGGAAUAGGUUUAGGCAGCUCGAGGUUCUCCAGCAGGUCACCACAACCUUCUCCUCUCUGGUUGGUGCCAAUGCUCAAGAUGCGAACUCAUCUACAGCUUCCCGGUUGUCUGCAGAAGUUCGGGAGAAGAGAAAACGCAUGGCCAUGAUGCUGCGUAAAGCCUACAAGAAGAGCCGCAGUCAAGCCCAAAAAUUAGAAAACCAGCAGGUCUCCUCUGCUUCCAUGACCCCUUCAGUCCCUGAAUCACUAAUCGCAGAUAAAAAGGUCCCUUUAAAACGCACAAGAAUGGUAGAAAACAGUCUCUUCCCUCUAGAAGAAGAGGAUCAUGUUAAUUUAGAGGCAACUGGGUUACUUCUGAACAGCCCAGCGGCAGGAGGAACAUCAGACCUUUUGAAAAUUGACUUUAUCCCGUCUUCAACCGAGGGGAGUCUACAACGUCCUCUUGAAUCUUUUGAGCUGGAAGAGAUCCAGAGUUUCGAUGAAGGAAGUGUUUCUGGGAGCUGCAAUGGCCCAGUGGAUCCUGGAGGUGAACCAAUCCAGUCGUAUGUGAUGAGAACGAACAGUUGUCAGUCAGACAGCAGUGGCUUCCUAGAGGAGCCCUUUAUACCUGUGCUGACCCAGCAGAACAACCCUGAGCUUAUGAAGAUGCUGAAUGCAAUUUCCCAAGACAGUACAGAGGGUCAACAGAAGAGCUCAGAACAGCAGGAGACAAAAGAUCUGACUACAGAUAAACAGAACUGUGAAACAAAAUCCAACCAGAAUCACUUAGCUGAGUCUAGAACUAUUAACUCAGGAGAGUUGAGUAAAAUGAUAUCCGAACAAUCUAAGUCGCCAGAUAUCAGUCAAAUCCGCAAUAACAAUGUUUACACUUUAGCAUACUUUGUUCAAAUGGAUCCCAUUGGUUAUAAGACUGAAAUUCGAGACAGAUCGGUAUCAGAAAUUCCAGAUCGACACGUUUAUAAGGAAGGCAUUUCCCUGUUUGAGGAACUGAAAUCAGCUGAGAUGAACUCACACUUGUGUUCUACUGAUCUGAGGACGGAUGUUUUGGAAAAAGAGGUAGGCAAGCAGGAUCCAGCUUUGGAACUAAUCAAGGAAUCAAAUCAGGAAAAGCCUGAAUCGGGACGUUAUUCCCCCACAGCGCUUAAACUCAGGAGAGAGUCUUUCUCCAGGACGUCUAGAUCUGAAGUGAUCACAGAUAAUGAUUCAGGAACAGCACAGACACCCUUCACCUCAGUGGACACAUCUCCACCUCAAGUGUGGACCUCUGAGGAAUGUUGUGGAGAUACGGGACAUUUCCGUACUCGUUCGGUGUCUCUAGACACGGGACUGUCAUAUGAGGAGGAGGAUCAUAGAUUGCAGGGUGCAUUGUGGGCAGGAGCGCAACGAUGUUUCCAUUGUGGGUCACAAAUCAACUACGACAACGGAUGGACAAAACCUCAACAUGAAAUGUCCUCCAGUCUGCCAUACUCUCUGGAUGAGCUGGAAGACAUGUUGAAGUGUUUAAAGAAGUUCCGAACAGUUCUGACAGAAAUUGAAGUGAGACUAGAAGACGAACAAGCAUCCGUGUUCGGCUCUCUGUCAGACUCCCACAGGGAGGAAGUGGAAGAUGUUUUGAGGCUACGAGCAGCUGUCAAACAGGAAGCUGGGAUGCUUGAACAGCAGCUGUCUGAUCUAGUACAUAACUAUGAUGACAGCAUCAAAAUGAAGCUGAAUCGGCUAAUGGAUGAACAGUCUGAGCUGUGCACCCAACUGCGGAUUACACCCUCUGAUACGCCCCAUUCACAACCCACCUCGACCAGGAGCGUGGCGGUUCAGUGCUGCCUGCUGCCCGUCAUGUCCAGCCCACAGCGGUGUGUCCAUCAUCACUGCACCUGUCCUGGGAAUCAAAGAGCAACAUAUCAAGAUCCACAACGGUUUCCCUCCCAAACCCAAUGGGAUGCCAAUCGCAAACCAGACAGGCUCGACUUUCUAGCUUUUAUCAAAAGUCUUAAAAAUUCAUUACAGCAUUCAAUUAACAGUAACCCUCUGGAAUAAGAAGUAAUGCAGCAAUACAGUGAAGACCUGAAGAUUGUGAAGAUUCUGCUUGUUUUUUUCCCCAAGUCACUUACAAAAUGAAGUGAUCCCUCUUGAGUUCAGAACUAAUAAAAAUAUGUAUAUAUUAUAAA